CGCCCACGUCUUAGCCUGGACCUGCAGCAUCAUGGUUUCCCGUCUCACAGGCUGUCUCAGUGCCCUGGGUGCCCUCCUGCUGCUUGGUUCUCAGCUUGUGUGCCCGCAGCCCUCCACUGAACACAGAAAGGUCCCACAACGGAUGGCAGUGGCCGAGGGAACCCCAGAGGACAGUGGUGGUGGCUCCCCAGGUGUGUGGGGCUCCUGGGGCCCCUGGUCCGCCUGUUCACGCAGCUGCAGUGGUGGUGUGAUGGAACAGACACGGCCCUGCCUGCCCAGCUCCUACCGCACUCGAGGAGGCUCCCGGCCCAAUGGCCCUACACUAUCCAUCACUGGCCACGUUGUGUCAGCUGUACGGACCUCAGUACCACUGCAUCGAAGCCAGGAGGACCAACGUGCCCUGACUGGCUCCAGUGCCAGCCGCCAAGGCCCCACAGUGGUGCGAGGCAGCCGGCACCCACAGGCUCGGGCCCGUGAACCCUCAGAGAGAAGGAGCAGGACCCGAGGUCCCAUUGGCCCUGGCAAGUAUGGCUAUGGAAAGGCUCCCUACAUUUUACCGCUGCAGACGGAUACCACACACACCCCACAGAGGCUCCGGAGACAAAGGCCUUCAUCCAGGCACUCCAGGUCCCAGGAGGCAUCUGCUUCUAAGCAGGGCUACAGGCCACCAACCCAUCAGUUCUCCCACAACAGACCUCUCUACCAGAGCGACAGUGGCCCUCGUUCUGGAUUGCCGCCUUCUGACGCCUCUGUCUACCAGCUGCCUUUGACACAAGAUCAAAGCUAUCCUGCGGCUUCAAGUCUCUUCCAUAGCCCGGAACUGAGCAGUAAUAAUGGUGCUAGGCCCCAAGGGGCAGCUCAGGUCUUUCCCCAGCAUCUUCGAUCUACAGCGAUCUCCUGCAUCGGGGCCUAUCGGCAGUACAAACUGUGCAACACUAACGCAUGUCCGGAAAGUGGUAGAAGUAUCCGGGAGGUACAGUGUGCAUCCUACAACAACAAGCCAUUCAUGGGCAGGUUUUAUGAAUGGGAACCAUUUGCGGAAGUAAAGGGUAAUCGGAAGUGUGAGCUGAACUGCCAGGCAACUGGCUACCGCUUCUACGUACGGCAAGCUGAGAGGGUCAUUGAUGGCACGCCCUGUGAUCAGAACGGCACGGCGAUCUGUGUGUCGGGUCAGUGCAAGAGCAUUGGAUGUGAUGACUUCCUGGGAUCUGACAAAGUCGUGGACAAGUGCGGGGUGUGUGGAGGUGAUAACACAGGCUGCCAGGUGGUGUCGGGAGUGUUCAAGCAUGCCCUCACCAGCCUGGGCUACCACCGAGUUGUAGAGAUUCCCCAAGGAGCCACAAAAAUUAACAUUACAGAGAUGCACAAGAGCAACAACUAUUUAGCCUUGCGAAGUCGCUCUGGCCGCUCCAUUAUCAACGGCAACUGGGCAAUAGAUCGUCCGGGGAAGUACGAGGGCGGAGGGACAAUGUUCACCUACAAGCGACCGAACGAGAUCUCCAGCACUGCUGGGGAGUCCUUCUUGGCUGAAGGUCCCACUAAUGAGAUCCUGGAUGUCUUUAUGAUACACCAGCAGCCCAACCCAGGGGUCCACUAUGAGUACGUGAUCAUGGGGAACAAUGCCAUCAGCCCACAGGUGCCACCGCACAGGAGACCAGGCGAACCUUUCAAUGGACAGCUGGAAACGGAAGAUGGAGGUCAGGAGGACAGAGAAGAGAGGGAGAAGAACCAGGAGAAGGAAGACUCACGUGUCGAGGCCCCCCCUGAGGUAUUCACAUCAGAAUCCACGCAGACCUUCCCAGUCAGGCAUCCGGAGAGAUUCCCUUCCCACCGACCAGACAACUUGGUGCCCCCAGCGCCACAGCCCCCCAGGCGAAACCGGGACCACAACUGGAAGCAGCUGGGGACAACAGAAUGUUCCACCACCUGUGGGAAAGGAUCUCAGUACCCUAUCUUCCGCUGUGUGCACAGAAACACACAUGAGGAGGUUCCCGAGAGCUACUGUGACUCCAGCAUGAAGCCGACCCCAGAGGAGGAGCCCUGCAACCUCUUCCCCUGCCCAGCCUUCUGGGACAUCGGGGAGUGGUCCGAGUGCAGCAAGACCUGUGGCCUGGGCAUGCAGCACCGCCAGGUCCUGUGCCGCCAGGUGUAUGCCAACCGUAGCCUGACGGUGCAACCCUACCGCUGCCAGCACCUGGAGAAGCCAGAGACCACCAGCACUUGCCAGCUCAAGAUCUGCAGCGAGUGGCAGAUUCGGACCGACUGGACCUCGUGCUCCGUGCCCUGUGGUGUGGGGCAGCGGACCCGGGACGUGAAGUGUGUGAGCAACCUCGGGGACGUGGUGGGCGACGAGGAGUGCAACAUGAAGCUCCGACCAAACGACAUUGAGAACUGUGACAUGGGGCCCUGUGCGAAGAGCUGGUUCCUCACGGAAUGGAGUGAAAGGUGCUCAGCCGAGUGUGGAACUGGAGUGAGGACACGUUCCGUGGUGUGCAUGACCAACCACGUCAGCAGUCUGCCGUUGGAAGGCUGCGGGAACAACAGGCCAGCGGAGGCUACACCAUGUGACAAUGGGCCCUGCACAGGCAAAGUGGAGUGGUUCGCUGGCAGCUGGAGUCAGUGUUCUGUCGAGUGUGGCAGCGGGACACAGCAGAGGGAGGUGAUCUGUGUUAGGAAGAAUGAAGACACCUUUGAAGUGCUAGACCCUUAUGAGUGUUCCUUCCUGGAGAAGCCCCCGAGCCAGCAGGCCUGCCACCUCAAGCCUUGUGGAGCUAAAUGGUUUAGCACAGAAUGGAGCAUGUGCUCCAAGAGCUGUCAGGGCGGAUUCCGGGUACGGGAAGUUCGGUGCCUGUCAGAUGACAUGACCCCAGGUAGCCUCUGCGACCCCCAGUUGAAACCAGAAGAGAGAGAAUCUUGUAACCCUCAGGACUGUGUCCCUGAAGUUGAUGAAAACUGCAAGGACAAGUACUACAACUGCAACGUGGUGGUCCAGGCGCGCCUCUGUGUCUACAACUACUACAAGACCGCCUGCUGUGCCUCUUGCACCCGAGUGGCCAACAGACACACAGGCUUUCUGGGGAGCCGAUAACACUCCUGCCCUCCUGGGGUUACAACCAGUGCACCUGGCUGGUUGUUGCUCCACCGGGACCCCAUUCUCACCUUCAUAAAGCGUACCACAUGGUACCCAGGAUUAGAAAGCCAUGGCUGUCCCUUUGAGCAUUGCCCUAUCCUGAUGACGACCUUCCUUGGGUCCUGGUACCUGCUGAUGAUGCCUUCUGAAAAUCAAGCAUACAGCUCUCAUCCCAACUCCAGGCCUGCUGCCAUCCAAGGCAGCUGGACCACUGACCAAGCACAGCCUCCUUCCUGGUACUACUGGCCUGUCCAAAAAUAGAACGCCCUUGGAAAGUCAAGAGAGGGCAGCACCCCAUCCUGCGGCACCGACAAACCUUGCUGAGACCUGUGCACCUCUGUUACCUCAGCCCAGCUGUGUCCAAUGCCAUUCUUAAAGACAAUGGACAGUUUCCUGCCCCGGGAACAGAGGUAUCUCACCAUAGAGUGCUUUCUUGUUUAGCAGGUACACACAUUCUCAGACGUUAGCUCCCUGGAGGCUGCAGUGUCCCAGAAUGGGAGG
Grammomys surdaster is the source of this 3631-nucleotide messenger RNA. RefSeq names its product thrombospondin type 1 domain containing 4 (gene Thsd4). Gene Ontology annotation, cellular component: extracellular matrix. The record is from RefSeq and is a predicted model, not a curated record. Bases 32 to 3088 code for a protein of 1018 amino acids. NCBI's taxonomy places the organism in Eukaryota, Metazoa, Chordata, Mammalia, Rodentia, Muridae. Gene Ontology annotation, molecular function: metalloendopeptidase activity. The transcript has 17 exons. Gene Ontology annotation, biological process: extracellular matrix organization.